AUGCGGUUGAUAUACGCGUUAGUGGUGGUCGUCAUCGCCAUGUGCGGCAGCGUUUCGUUUGAGGAGGUGGCUCGGAGAAUAGCGAAUUCGCAGACCAGCAACGUCCCGAAACGAGCUCAAGUCCUCAUCAACCUGCUCGGGACAGGCCAAUUAGGGCGGCCGCUGUUUUACCGCGAAUCCAAACGGGACGAGAUUCGCCGGACGUUUCACGAGCCCGUGCCACCCAAGCCAAGGACGGUGCAGGGUGUAGUAGAGGGGGUGGUGUUAUCAGCAGCGAAUGGUAUCUCUUCCCUCUGGAAACGUCGCACUCCUGAUAAGAAGUGCCUCAUUCUCGCUGCUCCAGACACACAGCUGCCCAUGCAGCAGCAGCAGCAACAGCAGCAACUGGUGUCGUCAUCAGCAGACGUGCUCAAGGAGUGGCGGGCCGAGGAGGUGAAAGAGGCCAUCCCCAUCGUGUUUGUCACCAGUCACGUGCCUAACGAGCCUCACCACCCGGCUCUUGUGGUCAUUGAACAGGCGCGGAGUCUGAACGACCUGGUGUACGUGGUGGGGCCCAAUCCGAACCUGAAGCACCUGUCAGCACUGGGAGUGACCAUUGAGGGGCGCAACGAGUACAACGACACGUGCGCCUGGCUGGCUCGCAAGAUGGGAGUAACGCGAAUAGAGGUGGCGCGGCCAUGGAUCCUCGCUGCGUUCAUGGAGCGCCACAACUUCUCUCGAGUGCUCUCCCUCUCCAUAGACGUCAUGCUCUAUGUCAACGUCUCCCAGAUGGUCGCAUGGAUGUAUCCAUCAUCCAAGAUGGUGCUGCCCGUGCGAUGGCCCUCCAUGCAGCCGCCCCCUCUCCCCUCGCAGUACACCUCAACUGCAGUCUCCAACCAUGCAGCCCUGUGGCACAUUGAUGCUCUGAAGGACUUCCUAGCCUUGUACAAGCAGAUCUGGUCCAUGGCGCUGUUCGGGGGGCGUCCAGGUUCGGCGCACCUGAUGCGCAAGAAGGAGUACAGCGAGAUGACCAUGCUGGGGUGGUACACGUGGAGCGAGUGCUGGACCAACGACAAGCUCGACCCGCCCUGCAUGGCCGAACCUGUCACUGGCGUCAGUGCCAAGCUGGCCUACCGGCUGCGCCGCACGCGCUUCCGCCCCAAGUUUCUGGUGGAAUCCCUCUGCCAGCCGAGGGCGUGCCACAACUCCUCGUGGUCCGACGAGGGGCUGUGCGUGUGGGACAACAACUUCUCCGUUGCCACGCCCUCGCACUUUUUCCGAUUCGCCCCCACGCGCGGCGACAAGUGCCCCAGCAGCAAGCUGUAUGAGCACUUCCACGCGUGGAUGGGGCAGGUGCCUCGCAAGAAUGUUCAAUUCCUGGCUGUGAACUUCCAGGGCAGUCGGAGGGACUACUUGAAGCUCGAAGAUCCCGACCCUGCGAAAACAUGGGGCAGCGCUGUCUUCUGA
Molecule: messenger RNA, 1446 nt
Organism: Closterium sp. NIES-65
Lineage: Eukaryota; Viridiplantae; Streptophyta; Zygnematophyceae; Desmidiales; Closteriaceae
Source: the annotation of a GenBank genome assembly